Oncorhynchus keta (chum salmon) is the source of this 6473-nucleotide messenger RNA. RefSeq lists its product as uncharacterized. NCBI's taxonomy places the organism in Eukaryota, Metazoa, Chordata, Actinopteri, Salmoniformes, Salmonidae. The transcript has 2 exons. Bases 5537 to 6442 code for a protein of 301 amino acids. The record is from RefSeq and is a predicted model, not a curated record.
UCCUAUGGGUCAAAUGUGAUGUCCGAUCAAAAGUCUUCUAUGGACGCGGUUCACAGGAUGGAAAAUACAUACUGAUUAUUUUUAAAGGAACACACACAUAGGCAGACAGAAUAAUAACUCGAAGUAACUAAGUAACGGUAAAUUACAAAUUUAUAGAACUGCACGCACAUAGAAUUAAAAAAUUAUAUAGUAAGUUGAGAAGUUCGGUUGGGUUUACUCUGAUGAUUAGAAUUUGGAACUGAGCUCAAAUCUGAAUAGGGAAUAUAUAUUUUAUAAAGGCGGGCAGAUUUGUGGCUAUAGCCAGCAACGGAAUUGCUAGACACUCAAUGGGGCUAUAUAGUGCAACGCUUUGGACUAUAAAUUAGGUAAGAAUAGUUUAAUCGUAAGAAGUUGUGAUUGUUUUUCCGAGUAUUGAGUUUUGGUUAAGGUAACGCCAGUGAAUUUGAACAAAAAAUGACAUAUUCUAAAAAUGAUCUGAAUUCCGUUCUCAUUGCGGGGAACAAAUAAAAUGUCUUAUUUUAAAAGGGACAGUGCACGGUAAUCACAGUGGUUGGAGUGUAUGACAGGGGAAAAAAUAUUGUGGGACGACAAGUCGAAGAUAGAAAAAUAAGUUACAUGAUACAUCAAGAGAUUUAAAACGAACGAUGUGAAGGGAUCAUCAGAAUUAUUGGGUGUCGUUGUAGGAGUGAAAGUUUGGGUUAAGGGGAUUUCCCUGUUCCCAGAGACAAGGCAUUUUAAAGGCGUACACUCACUAAUGCUGGUCUGAGUUUGUAAUUAGACAAGUGAAUAAUGUAUUGGGAAGAGAGUUGUAAUUAAAAUACUAAGUCAAAGACGAGACAGGUACUUAGAGCAAAAUGGAUUCUAAAUGAUAACAAAGAGACAAUUAUGAUUUAUGCCCAUCGAAAAGCUUUUAUAAAAUUAGCGAAUUUAGAGAUGUUGGUUGGGGUGGUAAAUUAUAAUUCAGGAUUUGAACAGUUGUGAUAAAUAAGGUUUGGUUAAUCGAACAAGAAUUAUUUACAAUUCAUUUGAAGUCGCUACGAAUUGGCAGGUUGAGCGCUUGAUGAUGACGUCACUAGCAAGGCACUUUUGUCACUGGGGAUAACGGAGCAAAUCGUAUGGCUGUUAGUGUGUGGAUCGAGGUUUCGAGUAACUUUUCAGAAGUUGAUAUAAAAGUGUUUUGUUUAUUUGUUUACUGGUUAUGGUCAAUUUUAUGGUUUGAUUUAACUUAGUUGAACAGUGUGUUCUGGCGGGUUUAGGUAGAACUCUUUGUUCCGUGACGGAUGGGAGUUACCCAAAAGUAAGUAAAUUAAAGGAGCCAUGAGGGAAUGCAAAUGCAUAUUUAUUAAAUAUCGGGGAUUAAAUUACGGAUUCCUUACACUAUGAAAUGUACGACAUUUGCGGCAGAGAGAAAAAGUAAUGCAUUGGAUAAUAAUGUUAUCGGGUUAAUUGUAUCUAAAGGUAGCAUGGUCAUUUAAGUAAACAUAUCCGUAGACGAUGUUUAAAACUUAUGAUUAAUGAUUUGAGUCAAAGGGGAAUUAUCAUUAGGUUUUAGUUAUAGUUCACUUAUUGAGUUUCUGAUUCGAGGUAGCAUUAGUGAAUGAUAGUUAGGGGUGUGGUGUCUCACUUUUAGAGGCCUCCUGGGAUUAUAAUUUUGGGGAGAGUGGGGGAGAGAGCAGCUUUAAACGACCAAAUUGAAAAAGGUCUGCAAAUUAUAUAUAUAUAAAACAACUGUUAGAACGAUUUGUUUUAGUGCAAGGGUAUUUUAAAGAGGCACGCUCACAUAUAGAACCUUAUGAGAUGUUUUUUUAUGGGUUUGAAUUAUACAGGUGACUAUUUCUAUUGUAAGGAUAAAGGGUUCUUUAUGCCUAAUAUGGUAUGACCUUUUGACCUUAUCAUGACUGGCUUCUGAGGUCUGAUCAGCCUCAGGGGAGAGUCAUUUGUAUAAUGAAUGGGGUCAUAUUGAGUUACUAGUUUUAAGGUAAAUUCAUUAGAAAUGAAGCAGUUUUGGUUGAGGGCUUAGAAUUACUGUUUGAACCGCAAAUGAGAAAGUGGUUCAGGAUUCUGUCUUAUAACAUUAGCUGUGAAGUUUUUUGAAUGGGCUAUUAGGGAUUUGGUAUUGUAACAGGGAGAAAGUCAUAUUUAUCAUUGAGAAUAAAUAGGGGAAGAUAACAUAUUUUGAGCCAACAGGGCAGGGAAGAAAUCGAGAUAUUUUUGUUUGGUUUUAACACUCGUGUACAGGAAUGUCAAAAGACGGGGGACAUUACCUGUGUAAUGGGGGAGGGUGUCCGUAUGGGGAUUACAUGAUAACCAACUUGGGACAGUUCUGGGAUUGGAGAAGAGGAUAUCCUUAUAGCAUUAGGGGAUCCCACAAAGGUGGAUAGGUUUUCCAUGAUAUGGGGGAAACCUGGGAGCACUGUUGAACUUUGUAAAUGAAAUCCUACUAACCAUCAAAACUAUUAAGCUCUCUGAUGCAGGCACUUACACCCUCAGACUACAAAGGACCAUGUCAGACACGAUGGGUGUGUUUUCUAUUAAGGUACUGCCAAAACCAGAGGUCCCAGACGAACCAGGGCCAGACACACUCCUCUACCACCCCUGGACCGAACCUGCUACUACUGGGUUAAAAAUCCCAUUCAGUUUUAUGCCCAGCAGGAGAACUACAGAAGGAGGUGGCACACGAGAUUCAACCAGGAGACUGGGUCUGGGUCCAAUCACUAAAGAAAAAAAACUGGAAGCAGCCUCGGUGGGAGGGACCAUUCCAAGUACUACUGGUGACUGCCUUCGCUGUGAGAUUAGCCGAAAGAGCUACCUGGGUGCAUAUCACACAUUGUAAGAGGGUAAGGCACGCUAACACUGUCGAACAAUCACAGGAGUAGGAGAGGAACCGUGACCCAUAUGGAACGGGGGUCAAACUCCUUCUGAAGAUUCCCUAUACCCGACCUUUCCCCAGCUGUGAGCGUUCAUAGAAGUGAAGUGAUGGCUUGGCCUCUGGCUGUUGAUAUGUUCUCAGGGAGAGGGUGGGGCUUCACGUGUGUGCUGACCAUCCUGAGCUGUUUUAUUGUGGGGGCCAUAUUCCUGAUUCACCAUGAUCCCCCGGAGAGUGCCAAAGAGGAUCAUUUGACUCAUGUGCUAGAUGAGGGAAAUGGGAUGUUACCAAAGAUUCUCAAAAGGUCACUGAAACAAAACAGUAAGGAAGUGAGGGUGGAAUUGGGCAAGGAUCUCUCAGUAGAAUUUUGUGUAGACCAAUUGGGGUCAUUCACUCCUUGGCAGUCUAGAACCAUGGGACUCUAUGGGAAGUAUUUGUGUAAAUCACCGUGUAAGUCGUGGAGCCAGGUCAUAGCUCACACUGAAAGGGAUGGCUAUGUAAACCCAUACACUCAAUUUGGGACCAGGUGGAGUAUAGUAAGGGUUGGCGUUUUGGACUGUGUUCCCGAGCAGAGGAAGUAUUGUAUAAAGGUGCGAAUUAACAUUAAGGCGGUCAAUACUCAGGACCUCGGGUAAUGUUAUGCCUGUGCAAACGCAAAACCCCAGUUAACAACUAUCCCUUUCCCACUGAACGGAAUUAAUUCCCCUACGGGAAUGGCAUGUAUGGUAAAGCUGUUUGUGAAAGCAGGAAUGCCAGAUAAUGACAGUUGUAUUGAUUUGCACUAUUUAUAUCCCCAGGUUCCCCUUAAAUCAAGACUUCCUCCCUUUACCGUGACGAGAGGAGAAUAUUACUGUUUGGCCAGAUACAGUACACAUGGGAAAUACGUGGGGGAAGUUAGUACUUGCAAUAAGACAGAGAAUAUGACCACUGACGAGACCAUGUCUGAAUUGACAGGCUGGUUGAACUCUGGGGAUUUCAAUAAAAUAAAAUGUGCCAGUGUUGACACCUAGUGGUUGUGUGGGUCAUGUGCAGACAACAGGACAUUAAGUUAUCUAAAAGGGAAAAGAGAAGCACUUCAUCUGGGUCAUUUGAUGACAAGGUAUACAUUGAUAACAUUGGGGUUCCAGGAGAGGUGCCAGAUGAGUCAAAGCAAGAAAUCAGAUCCUAGCAGGAUUAGAGUUAAGCAUUUCCGGGGUUCUACUCUCACAAGAGCGUGGACUGGAUUAAUUAUAGUUAUGAUAAUCAACAGCGCUUUAGCAGGAAUACCAAAGGUGUUAUUAAAGGUUUUGUAGAACAGACUGAAGCAACCAGCUGGAGGACCUGACAGAAUAGAAUUGCAUUAGAUAAAAGGGGGAAGUGGGCGUGAUAAUCAGGACCAUGUCUUACAUCCCGGGGUAACACAGCUCCGGACGAAUCAGUGCCCGAAGCCUCAGCUGGUUUGACCACCCUGGCUCACGGGUUGGCAGAAAACUCUGGGGUGAAUACUUCCCUGACUAAUUGGUUUGAUAGUACGUUUGGAAAAUGGAAAAAUGUUAUAAUCACGGUGUUAUGGGCGGAAUCCACCUGCAUGACUGUUUUAAUUUUAUGCGGCUGUUGUCUAAUUCCCUGUGUGCAAGGCCUUGUUUCCAGGACUCUGGAGAGAUCAAUGACACUACAGAUGGCGUUAUGGGCCGAUUCCAGGUACUGACCUUUGGAGGACUGAAGGCAUGUCUACAGAGGAAGUGGACGAAUCUGAAUCUGUCAUUUGUGGGGAAUUUAUGUUUGAUGAGAAUAGUGUUGAGAUGAAGGGGAAUUAGAUUGUAAUUUGUUUCAAUGAUUAAACUGUUUUUUAAUAAAGAUUGUAAAAAAAAAAUCUUGGUGGUCAGUCCAGAUGAGAUUUUGGUGGUCAGUCCAGAUGAGAAAAGGUAUUUAGCCCCCUCAAGCCAAUGUCUCCACGCCUUCAAAGCCCUGAUGACAGCCAACAGCUCCCGGUUCCCCACGUCAUAGUUUUGCUCCGCAGGGCUGAGCUUCCUCAGGAAGAAAACACAGGGGCGGAGCUUUGGUGGCGUACCCGAGCGCUGAGAGAGCACGGCUCCUAUCCCAGCCUCGGACACGUCCACCUCCACUAUGAAUGCCAAAGAGGGAUCUGGAUGGGCCAGCACGGGAGCCGAGGCAAACAGAGCCCUCAGGUGACCAAAAGCCAUGUCCGCCUCAGCCAACCACUGCAAACUAACGAGUCCCACGAGAGGCAGCCCCAAAACAAAUUUGGUGGGGCGGCACACGGGGAGAUUGGCGGAGGUAGGGUUUAAACCUGAGCCAACUCCCCGUGCUUACCGUAUGGCGCGUGUGACUGGUCAGGCACCGUGUUAUGCAGUGAUGCGCACGGUGUCUCCUGUACGCAUUCAAAGCCCGGUGCACUCUGUUCCAGCUCCCCGCAAUUGCUGUGCUAGAAUGGGACGGAUUGCACCGGCUCAGUGCUCCUGGCCCUCCGGUGCAUCUCUUCGGUCCAGGAUAUCCUGCACCAGCUCUACGCACGGUAUCACCAGUUCGCCAGCACAGCCCAGUGCGAACUGUUCCAGCUCCCCGCACUUUCCGUGCUACAGGGGGGAUUCAGCCAGGAUGCGUUGUGCCAGCUCUGCGCUCUAGACCUCCAGUGCGCCUCCACGGCCCAGCAUAACUUGCGCCAGCUCUAUGCACUAUGUCUCCUUCAUAGCCCAGUGCGUCCCGUGCCAGCUCUCCAUAAUCACUGAGCCAGGAUGUGUUGUGGCAGCUCCCCGCACCAGGCUUCCAGUACGUCUCCUCAGUCUGGUGAAAUCUGUUCCGGCUCCAUGUACGAAGCCUCCAGUGAUGAUCCAUGGCCCGAAGCCUCCUGUGAUGAUCCAUGGUACGAAGCAUCCAGUGAGGAUCCAUGGCACGAAGCCUCCAGUGAUGAUCCAUGGCCCGGAGCCUGCAGUGAUGAUCCAUGGCACGGAGCCUCCAGUGAUGAUCCAUGGCACUGAGCCUUCAGCGAGUGUUCCAAGUCCGGAGCCUUCAGCGAGGGUUCCCAGUCCAGAGCCUUCAGCGAAGGUUCCCAGUCCAGAACCUUCAGCGAGGGUUCCCAGUCCAGAGCUCCCAGCGAGGGUUCCCAGUCCAGAGCCUUCAGCGAAGGUUCCCAGUCUAGAGCCUUCAGCGAGGGUGCCCAGUCCAGAGCUUCCAGCGAGGGUUCCCAGUCCAGUGCCUUCAGCGAGAGUUCCCAGUACAGAGUCUUCAGCGAGGGUUACCAAUCCGGAGUCUCCAGCGACGGUCCGCAGUCCAGAGCCUCCAGCGGCGGUCCGCAGUCCGGAGCCUCCAGCGACGGUCUGCAGUCCCAAGCCUCCAGCGACGGUCUGCAGUCCCGAGCCUCCAGCGACGGUCUGCAGUCCCGAGCCUCCAGCGUCAAUCCGUAGUCCCGAACCUCAAGCGGCGAUCCGCAGUCCCGAGCCUCCAGCGGUGGACUCCAGUCCAGAGCCUCCGGCGAUGUUCUACAGUCUGGAGGUCCCGGCGACGAUCCCUGCACCGGAGGCUGCACUGAAGUGGGGGGAGCCUAAAGCGAAGCGGGGUGUGCGUCCCAUUUUGUAGCCCCCACCGAGAGUAGAUGCCCACCCGCACC